GGUCCUCACGAGGUCCUUUAAUUAAUCGUUCAGUCAACUUCGAAAUUCGAAUAAACAAGAGCCAAUAUUGUUGUUCUUUAUUCCUACAGGAUUUAUAAUUUAUAUACUAUUAGUUUUAUUGUAUGCAAUAUAACGAUUUAUGAAAAACUAAUAUAAAAUAAUGACUAGACGGUCACAAAAGAACUCCUCACCCGCUACGGGUCCUAUAACUAAACGAAUAGAAAACUCCUGGAUUAUGCUUAUAAAAGAUUCAUUAUUCAAAAACAACAGUUUUACGAUAAUAUCACUACCACACCCCGCACAUGGAAGCCUUACGAGAUAUUGCCUGGAUGAAGAAAAUAAAAAAGUAUACGAAAUCGUAACAUUCAAUGAACCAUACAGAUCUUGGUUUAUUGAUGAGACGGUUAAGUCUGAUGGAAGCAUAAUGCUAGUGACCCCGGUAAAUCCUUUAUUUUUAGUAUUGCCUAGGCUAAGGGAUCAAUGUAACAGCAGAGCUGUACCUUUGGACGAUUUAUUAUCAGAAAAGGGAUUUGAUAAAUUAAUAAAUUUCAUAGGUAAUGUCUUGGACAAUGUGGGUGAUCUAAAGGGUUCCAGUGAAAUGAAAGCCUACAAAUACAAUGAAGAAAAGACAUUAAAUUGGCUUAAAAGCAGAGUAUUAAAAUUAUCUACUGUGUUGAAGGAAAAAAAUCUGCAUGUUACAUCUGGUGCAACAUCUGCCACAUUUGUAGCUAGUACUCUUACUAAUGAUUCUGUUGACGAAGAAUUUUAUCUGAAAUACGCACAUGGAAUCAUAUCAGAAUAUCUGCAAGAUGAUUUAGUAGAAUUAUUAGAGAAGCAAUUUGAUUUCAAGGCAGAACUAAUUGAAACCAUUGGGAAGAAAAGAAAAUCUGAUGCAAGUGAAUUGAUUCAAUCACACAAAAAGAUUAAAUCUGAACCAAAUGAAGACAUGGAUGUAAAACCUAGUGAUUUGAGCUUUAAUAGCAGUGAAAUUAAAAAACAAAAGCCACUAACGGCUAAAGAAAAAGCAAGGCAAAAGGCAGCAAGUGGAACAAAAACAAUAUCAGCGUUUUUUACAAAGAAAUAAUUAUUAUUUAUCUGAAUGUGCAAUUUUAACAUGAAUAUUGUAAAUAAAAUAUGUAAUGAUUUUUUUAA
Colias croceus (clouded yellow) is the source of this 1152-nucleotide messenger RNA. RefSeq names its product ribonuclease H2 subunit B. Gene Ontology annotation, biological process: RNA catabolic process; ribonucleotide metabolic process. The transcript has 5 exons. The record is from RefSeq and is a predicted model, not a curated record. Lineage: Eukaryota; Metazoa; Arthropoda; Insecta; Lepidoptera; Pieridae. The coding region runs from base 161 to 1084 and encodes 307 amino acids. Gene Ontology annotation, cellular component: ribonuclease H2 complex; nucleoplasm.